AUGAAGAUACAUAAAUGCUUUAUGUGUAAUUAUUUUCUCAAAAUAGUUAAGAGGAAAAGAAAAAGAAAGAAGUACACGGGAAGUCGCAAUGCUCUUGUACGCAGGGGGAGACAGGGUGAACCAGAUGAUCUGCAGGGAACUCAUUCGAAUAGCACAAAUAGAAGUAGAAGUAGUUUUCUCGAAACUGAUCCAGAGGAGCAGGUUUUACCUGCAUUGCGAGAAGUAGCAUCGAAGGAAAAUAUUAAGUCUAGUGAUGAUAGCAGAGCGGUGGAGCUUAAUGUGGAUGGGUCUUGCCACUUUAGCUGCCUUCCCAUUUGCAGCUUCAGUUGCGAUCACAAUGGUUAUCUAAAUGAAAGAUGUGACAACAAUGGUUCAGAGGAAUCAGCUGAUGCGGGAAGCUGCAUCGAAAGCAACCCGCACGGAGUGAAACAUCACAUCGAUCAGCACAAUCAAAAAAAGGAGAAAGAAGCUAACUACUCGUGUAUGCUUCUGCAUGUGUGUGAGAAGAAUAAGAAAUCUCCCCCUUGCCUCAAGACCCUGAUCAGACGGAAAGAUAUAAAUGCGAACUAUUCGCUGGAUAGGCAUUACCUCACAUUUGUGGCUCAGUACCGAAUUGGGCAGAUAAAAAAAGAUAUCAUGAGGGUUAUCUGUUUUGUGCGUUUUUUCCUGUCGCGGAGGAAGAAUCAGAGGGCAAUCAACUUGAUGCAGCAAGUUAGUAAGUGGGAAGGUGGACCAUUGCACGUCACACCCAUGUGCGGAGAACUGCACCAUCUGUAUAAGCGCCAAAUGAGCAGAAUAAACAGAAGCAAAUGCAUCUAUAAUGAUCCCAUUUUGGAAACUCGUAAAAGAAGAUCACUAAGACUGUUCAAUAAACUGGUUAAGCAAAGUGUGCGGGUUGUCCAAAUGCUAGAAAUGAAAAAAAUUAGACACAAAAGAUUUGUUGAUCAGAGGAACGUGAAACCUUUCCAUCAGACAAACGUUACCACAAUUAUGGAAAAAAGAGUUGCCAAAAAUAAAUACUUAAGGGGUAUAAUUGAAUUAUGUCAAAUGUUCGUUAAUCUUGUGGAUAGCUCCCUUUUUUGCACUAUGAGCAGGAUGGGAAAGUCUGUAGUGCGAAUUGGUAGGGCAGAAAAAAAGACUCAUCGGGGGACUGUUACGACCACUGAUGCAGCAUUGCACAGAAGGGUCAACCUAAAUAAUGACCACACGAAAGACAGUGUCAGGAACAGGAAAAAGGGGAAGCAUUCCUUUAAAGGGGUUCACGAAGGGCGCCACGCUGAUAAAACAAGUAUGUCCUUUUUUAAGGAAAAUAAUGUGGGGACUCAUUUUUGUGAAGAAUCCGGGGGAGACCCUUCUUCUAUGGGUACGAUAAAAGGUAUACAGGAGGAAAACACAACUCUAAAUUCGACAGUUUCGAAUGAUAUGAGCGCAGGUAGGAAGCAAAAAGGAGGGAAAACUAGAAGGAGCUGCAUAAACACGCACGGUGGAACAGAAUUAACCAAAUGGGACAAAAUAUAUAGCACAGUUGAGCUGGACUAUUCGCUAAAAAGCAGAACAAUGCGAAGAGCAAAGCAAACCGGUAAGUGGUCCAUUGUGUUUCCCACAUGUGAAGGUAAAACCCCCGUUAAAAAAAUGCAUACCAGGAAGUGUGGUCCUAUUGGGGGAAAGGAAAAAAUAAGUGUCAGAAAAACACACAACAGGAGAAAUCAUUACAAAAUGUGCAAUCUAGGAAAAAAUAGAAAUCAUCGAGGAAGAGCAACAAAAAUGUGGCAAUCGUAUUUUCAGGAGAACGUUAAGAGUGAUCAAACGGAAGAGGCUAGCGAAGUGGAAGGGGAGACGACCCUCCCUGAAUAUGAUAGUCACGAGGAAUGGGUCAGGGCUGAGAAAACCUUUGGAGUGAACUCUCAUAAACUAGGGGGGGAAAAAGGAAGAAGAGAAAAAGACAAUCACCGAAUGUAUGACCAUGGGGGGAGGGACCCAUGCUGGAUGGUCAAAAGGAGUGAAACACACAGAGGAAGGUACAAUAUUCCCAAGGAAGACGACAAAAAGAUUGACCAUUCGGAUAAAAAAUGGGUGUAUCGAAAUAGCGAGAGAAAUAGCAUAAAUCAAAACGAUCUAAACUGUGUCCUGCACAGCGAAAACAAAUUUGUGGAAUGCCUACGAAGCUGCGAAGACAUUUGGAACAACUUCAAAUUGGUAAAACUGAUAAAGGAUAACAGUUCCAAUUUUGUAUAUAAGUGCUUCGACCCAAACAACAGAAGAUACGUGGCCAUCAAAAGUGUGAACAAAGAAAAGCAGCUCUCCAUUAUGAGCUACAGUACAUAUAUAAGUAUUUACAGAAUUGUGCAGAAGAUUAGUAACGAUAAUGUAGUGAAGAUUUAUGAUGUCCUGGAGGGCCCUUCUCACUUUUUCAUUGUCAUGGAAUUAUGUGAAGGGACAGACCUCGUCGAAUAUGUGUCGAAGGAGGAAAUUCCUUUCGAGAAGGCGAAGGAUAUUAUUUGCCAACUACUGAACGGAAUUAACGCUCUGCAUGCAAAUUCGAUCAUUCACAGAGAUAUUAAGCUGGACAACCUCAUGUUCAAGGAUAAGGAUUUCGAGAAGCUUGUCAUAAUUGAUUUUGAUAUGUGUGUUUACAUGUAUGGGGAGCUUGAUGUACCUGUGUGGAAGGGAAGCUGCUUGUAUGGCAGUGACACGAAGGGGGGGUUCGACGAGGAUGACUUUGGUAGCUGCGGGAGGGGGGGCGAGGCCGCCAAGGUGGAUAUCACCAAAGUGGAUUUCACCAGUGGGAACUGCGCCCAAGCUUACUGCACCAAUGGCAGCUUAACCAAUCCCAGCUUCGCCCAAAACAGCGUACACACCAAUUCCAUGCAAGUGUACAAAGCCCUUCCGGAGCACUCAUACAACUGCGAAUGUAUUACGACCGAGGACGCUACAAAGAGGGGGAGAAAUGUGCUGAGGGGAAGCCAGUUCCUGACGAACAACUUCUACUCGAAUAACACGUACACGAACAAAUUUGUGAGAAAUAGUGAAGACCGGAAAAAUUGUAUCAUGUACCCUCCCUACUCGGAUAGUUAUAUAAUGAUUCACAGGAACAGCAAGAAAACAACGUCCAUUAAUUACAAUUAUAUAAGUCAGAUAGAGAAUGGACUCCUAUCUGCAUGCACAGGCAACACGCAGAAGACGUUCAUUAACGAAGGGGACAAAGUAAUUUGCAACGAUCUGAUUGUUGGGACGAAGGAGUACAUGUCUCCGGACUGCUUGAAGGGAAUAUAUAGCAUAAGGACAGACAUAUAUAGCAUUGGAGUUACUAUUUUUUUAAUUCUUUUUAAAAAUUUCCCCUAUAUGUUUGAAGGGAAAAGUAUCAACAAAUGGCAAAAUGAAGUGAUGAAAAAAAAUAAAGACAUAGUCAUUCCUUUUUCCUUCCUGUUCCAUAACGUAACCUGCACUUAUUUCGUAAAAUUAAUGGACGUACACCUAAUGAAUAAUAAUAUUUAUUUUUGCAAAAAUAGUUGCCUUCUGGACAAUAAUUUGAAGGAAAUUGAAAAACUGCGGAACAUCAAAAUAGAUUUUAAUCAGAUCAAAAUCAAUGCCAAAAAUAUUUACCUGAUUGAAAUUUUGAAGCGGUCUUUAUCGCUCGACCUGGACGAUCAGUAUAGUAGCGUUUCCGAAAUUUUGGAAAACAAAAUUUUCGCCUGA
This is a messenger RNA of Plasmodium coatneyi, 3696 nucleotides long. Its product is annotated as Calcium-dependent protein kinase 3. Lineage: Eukaryota; Apicomplexa; Aconoidasida; Haemosporida; Plasmodiidae. The coding region runs from base 1 to 3696 and encodes 1231 amino acids. Gene Ontology annotation, biological process: protein phosphorylation; mitotic DNA damage checkpoint signaling. The transcript has a single exon. The record is from RefSeq and is a predicted model, not a curated record. Gene Ontology annotation, cellular component: nucleus. Gene Ontology annotation, molecular function: protein serine/threonine kinase activity; ATP binding.